Molecule: messenger RNA, 1407 nt
Organism: Volvox carteri f. nagariensis
Lineage: Eukaryota; Viridiplantae; Chlorophyta; Chlorophyceae; Chlamydomonadales; Volvocaceae
Exons: 11
Coding region: 1-1407 (468 amino acids)
Source: RefSeq, a predicted model, not a curated record
AUGCCGGUCCAACAACCUCUGAUCGCGACUACAAGGUCAAGCCUCGACCAAGCAGCACCAAAGAUGCGGCUCAGCUCAAGCGCGCAAACUCAAUAUCCUAUAAGGGCGUCCUGGGCAUUUGUACCUCUCCCUUUGGACAGCAGCAGGGGCGCUUCCCCUGGGCGGGCUGAGGAGGAGGCAACCCUCAGCGAAAUAGCCUCAGUGGCUCCGGGCACCUCGGGACGAGCCAGGAUCACGGUGUACUGUGUCGCCGAGUCGUUGGAUCGGGAUAAGCUCGAGUCGCUCAUUCGAAUCAAGCACCCGACUUGGGAGACGCACCGAUACGAGGAUGUGAUACAUGCGCGCCUGCCGGGACCGAUGGCGCUUGGAGGAUGGUACGGCAGUACGAUAGGCGGCGCUGCCGGGGAUGAGGCGGCGGCGACGGCGGUGAUGGGGAUGCCGUCGACGUCGGGGGCUAGCGGCUUAGCGGUGGGGGCCGCUCUGGGGCCCCCCGACGUGUUUUUCUUUGACGAGCUGGCGACUCUGCGCUCCGUGGCGCAAUCCGCGGAGCAAAACCCCCUCACCCGGUACGAGAAGGACGAGUUCACGUUCAACAUCAGCGUGUCGGAGCCGCCGCACAUACAGAACGACACCAUAACCAUCAACCGCCGCCAGGCAACGGACUAUCAGGUCCGCCUAGCCAUUAGCCACGCCCUGGCCCAAUCCACGAAAUUGUCGGUGUACGAGGAGGAGGUAGUGGCGCUGGUUGAGGAGUCAAGACACCUACCCCAGGACCUUGCCGACCACGGCCGCGUGUCCAUGUCCACCAAGAAGCUGACCCAGCUGAUCGGCAAGGUGUUCCUGCAGUCCUCCACCCUCAACCUGCUGUCCUCCGUCAUGGAUACGCCCGAGUUCUUUUGGAGUGCACCAGACCAACUGCAGCACCAUCGCCAACACCACCAGCACCACCACCAGCACCAUCCACUCGCCACCAUCCACUCGCCAACACCAGACUCCACAUCCGCAUCCCUGGUUUCCCGCAACUUACCCGUGUUUCCACCUCCCCGAAUUUUCCCGAACCAUAAGGCCCUGUACGAGCGUGCGUGUGAGUAUUUGGAGCUGGACACGCGUGCCGAGGUGCUCAACGCUCGGUUCCAGGUCCUGCAGGAGAUGCUGGACAUGCUCCGGGACCACAAGAACAACUCCCAUGCUGCCCGCCUGGAGUGGAUCAUCAUCUGGCUCCUGAUGGUGGACGUCAUCCUGAUGCUGUUCCAGCUGCUGAGCCUGUUUGGUUUGGGGGUUAGGGGUUUCACGGCGUGGCUUCACUGCAGACGCCUUCUAUUGAUGAUCAUAGCGCUGAUGAGCUGUUCCGAAAACCGAUUAACGGCCAACGGUAACGGUAGACGGUUGAUGUGCCGUGAGAACUGA